AUGGCCAAUAGAAGAGAUCCACCUGUCGAUGCAGACAAUUUUGUCGAAGCCUUCGUAAGAAGGAUGGAGGCAAACCAAGUCGGUGGAAGGCUAGGACGGCUAGUAACAUAUAUAAAGAGUAUAGGGGCAACGAACUUUACUGGAGGGAAACCUCACGAGGCUGAAGAAUGGAUUUACAAUCUGGAAAUCCACUUUGAAAUGAUGGACUGUACCCAAGUAGAGCUACGAAGAGUGGCUACUUGUCUUUUAGAAGGAGAUGCUCGUUUCUGGUGGGACACAGUCAAACGUGUCACACUCCCUGCAACAAUGGAACUCAUGGAAUGGGCUGUCUUCAAAGAGAAAUUUCUGGAAAAAUAUUUUCCACAAGUUGAGAAAGACAAGAAAGAAUUAGAGUUUAUUCAACUUACCCAAGGAAAGAUGACUGUGAUUGAGUAUGAGACCAAAUUCACUAAACUUUCUCGUUUUGCUCCACACAUGGUAGAUACCGAUGACAAAAAGGCAAGACGAUUCAUUGGAGGACUGAACUCCAAUAUUCAAAGAAUGGUCACUCAGCGUGGAAUCACGUACGAAGAAGCUGUAGACAAAGCCUUAACUCAAGAGGAAGAGAAUCAAAAGUACCGCAUGGAGAAGGAGCGAGAGAAUGGUUUCCGAGGAAAAAGAAGUCAUCCAAUGUCUAAUCAGAAUAGCGGACAACCAUGGAAGCAGCAAAAAGGGAGAGACUCAUUUCGGAAGCCGACAUCAUCAACUGAAAAAGGAAAGGAGGUGGCAAGAGGGCCAAUUCGGUGUUUCAACUGUAGGGAAACGGGACACAUGUCUAAUGCUUGUCCAAAGCCACGACGCAUUCAAGGAUCUUGUUACAAUUGUGGGAAGGUGGGACAUUUAUCAAACCAGUGCAAUGCACCGAGGCAAAACAAUAACCCACCACCUCGUCCUGUCCAGCUAAAUGCCAUAGCUUGUGAGAACAUCGUGAUGGAAGGUACGCUGAUAGCAUAUAGUACUCAUGCUCAUAUACUAUUUGACACUGGUGCAUCCGAUUCGCUUAUAUCUGCUGCAUUUAUCAUAACUUUGGGAUUGACACCAACUGAGCAUGAUGAAAUUUUAACAGUCUCAACACCAUUAGAAAAAUCUACCACCUUAACCAAAGUAUGCAAAUCAUGUCCUAUACAUGUUCUAGAUACAGAAUUUCCCAUGGACCUCAUAGUCAUAAACUUGAGGCGAUUUGACAUAAUUCUAGGAUUUGAUUGGUUAAGCAAAUAUCAUGCCCUCAUAUGCUGUCGUGAGAAAAUCAUCACCUUCACUAUUCCUGGCCAACCCAUUCGAAAGAUUCACAUUGACCUUAUACCUGAAGCCAGACCAAUUUCUGUUACUCCCUAUAGAAUGGCACCAAAAGAAUUAAAGGAGUUGCAGACGCAAAUCAAAGGAUUGCUCGAUAUGGGAUUUAUCCGGCCUAGUGCUUCUAGUUGGGGAGCACCUGUUUUGUUCGUGAAGAAGAAAGAUGGAUCUCUCCGACUAUGCAUCGACUAUCGGCAACUAAACAAGGUGACUAUCAAAAAUAAGUAUCCAUUGCCACAAAUCGAUGAUUUGUUUGAUCAACUACGAGGAGCUCGAAUAUUUUCAAAGAUCGACUUGCGCUCUGGGUACCAUCAACUUCUGGUCAAGGAGGAUGAUAUCCAUAAAACCGCCUUUAACACACGGUAUGGACAUUAUGAGUGGUUGGUGAUGUCCUUUGGAUUAGCCAAUGCACCAGCCAUAUUCAUGGAUUUGAUGAACCGAGUGUUUAGUCCAUUUCUGGAUAAAUUCAUUUUCGUCUUCAUUGAUGAUAUUUUGAUUUAUUCUAAAAAUGAAGCGGAUCAUACACAACACUUGGAGACUACCUUACAAGUGCUUAGGGAACUAGAAUCAGAAAUGAGAAAGAAACAUCCGCAAUUGUUCAUAGAACAAGGUACGUAA
Messenger RNA from Rosa rugosa (rugosa rose), 1950 nucleotides. RefSeq lists its product as uncharacterized. Gene Ontology annotation, biological process: proteolysis. Gene Ontology annotation, molecular function: nucleic acid binding; zinc ion binding; aspartic-type endopeptidase activity. NCBI's taxonomy places the organism in Eukaryota, Viridiplantae, Streptophyta, Magnoliopsida, Rosales, Rosaceae. The transcript has 2 exons. The record is from RefSeq and is a predicted model, not a curated record. Bases 1 to 1950 code for a protein of 649 amino acids.